This is a messenger RNA of Porites lobata, 4212 nucleotides long. Lineage: Eukaryota; Metazoa; Cnidaria; Anthozoa; Scleractinia; Poritidae. The record is from the annotation of a GenBank genome assembly.
UCAAAGCAAUGGUAUGUAUCAAGAAUCAGCGGGACAGAUUUAGCCACCUGUGGGACUGAAGAGGCUCACCCAUGCAAGAAAAUAUAUCAAGCUACUGCACGGGCGCGUGGCCGUGACGUCAUUAACAUAGACGGCCGAGGCUCGUCACGUGACCCGUAUUCUUGCGAAUUCAACCCAGAAUUACUUUUGGCGGCGGUUUCGAUUCGCAGUUACAGAACUCAAGCUUUUGUCUCUUGUAAAGUCAGCAGUUUUCGAUUUUCAUGCAACAACAGGAAUAACUCCUUUUCCAGUGUAUCGCUGGAGAGAAUUACCUUCAUGAACACUUCACUGUACCUUUCAGAUUGUUCACUAAAGUUGACCGAGGUCUAUUUUGUCAACAGUUCAAUUGAUGUUUUGUCUCUCGAUUUUCCGCAAGGAUCGACAGGAAAAAUUGAAUUAUCUGGAUGUUCUUUCUACAACAACAGUGGCACUGGUCUGAGGAUCCGCGGUGAUUCAAUAAAAUUAAUUAUUGGCAAUUCGUCUUUCAGUAACAGUGAGAUGCGUGAGGGCGAUUCAGAGAGAGCGCUGAUGGUUAUAUUAACAAAAAGCUCGGGUGGUCAAAUAAGUAUUAACGCCACCAACGUCACCCUUUCACAUAACAGCUGUUCUGGAAAAGCCUGCAUGAAAAUUGGAUCUGGAAUCAACGGAAUUUCAAACAUCAAAAUGGAUAAAGGAAAAAUCGAAAACAACAAAGCAUCCGAAAGUGUUGUCGACAUUAAUGGUACUUCAGUUGUAGAGUUUUCGGCGAUGCAAUUUAGACAAAAUAACGGCAGAGCUGUUAGCAUACGUGAUGGUGACUCAGUGAAACUAAACAUUACGAACGGAAACUUUACUGAUAACGAGAUACAUGAUUUUCACAAACCAUGCGAUGGAGGAGCAGUGCUGAUCAGCAGAUUCACACAGGAGGCCCUCGUCUUCAUGUCGAGUUCAAGCUUCACCUCGAACACGGCGAACAACGGUGGCGCAUGUGCGUUCAGCGACCUUUGGUUGCUCACAUUGGAUAUUGAUAACUGCGACUUUGUUCGAAACGAAGGUUGGGGGUCCGGAGGGGCGCUGGCUGUGGGUAAUAAUUAUACCAACUGGCAAGAGAAGGCCAUUAUUAAUAUUCGAAAUUCAAACUUUGAUAGAAAUACACUUUAUUACAGAUUAUACAAGCGGAGCAAUUCGAUCUACUACACAGAUUUUGGGGGAGGCGGUGCAGUGGCAUUUUAUAUAUUAAAAAUGUUGAAUCUUACAUUUACAAACAACACUUUUACCGACAACAAAGCAGAAGAAAAGAAUGCUGGAGCUUUCAGGGCUAAUAUAGGCACGAUUUACCAAGACGCAAUAUUCCUGAAUUGUAGCUUUGUUGGGAAUUCUGGUACGAUCAAUUCAGGGACGUUUCAACUCAGUAUCAGUGACCCUUUGUACUCAUCUCCACCAAGAGUAACAAUGAAAGGUUGCUCGUUCGUCAAAAACACAGCUUAUUAUGCUUACGGUAUCGGCACGUACGAUAUUUUUCUUAAUCAAAGUUAUUUGACCAUGUCAUCUUGUACUAUUCAGAAUAACUCGGGAGGCGGAGUAUUUCUCGGAGCUAUGGAUGAUACAUGUGAUGUAUAUGUGGAGAAUUCUUUGAUAAGCGACAAUGAAAACUUUCAAUUUUCUCUGCUAAGACUGAAUGAACUCGGCAGCGACGCGAGUUUUAAAUUCAGUAACGUUUCCAUACUGAGGAACAACUGCAAAGCAAAGAGCUCCGUAUUUCAUAUUUCUUUACCCCAUAAUCGAAAUUCGUUGCAUUUUCAGUCCAGUAAAUUUGAAGAAAACUUUUGCAAAUCGGGGGUUGUAAAGAUAUCUGUUAGCCCUUACCUAUUCAAGAACAGGAGCGUGACCAAUGUGGGCACGACUGUUUUUAUUAACAACACCCUGUUUCGAGGAAACUCAGGCGUCGCUGAGAGCACAUUAACAAUAAUGGACCCUGAGGUGAUCCAACUUGAAAACAGCUCCUUUAUAAACAACUUUGGAGGUAACGAUGGAUCCCAUAUGCGAGUACAACUAAGCUCAAGCAGAUUACAAAUCUACAAAACCAAUUUCUCUCAGUCAAAGGAGUCGCAAGUGUUUAAUAUACACAGAGAAAAGCCGUACAACGGAUUUUUAACGGUGACCAGCUUUGGUAACAUUUCCGUGCGAGAGAGCUCGUUUAUUUCUGACCCUGUCAGCUACGACGGCAAGGCUCUUGUCUUUGUCAAAGGUGCUGACAAGGUUUACAUGGACCAUUCCGUGACUGUUCAAUCUCCGCUUGGAAGCAAGCUGAACCUCCAUAACUUCACGCAUUGGGAAAGUUUACAUUUUGGAAAAUGGCUGAAGGAGAUUUUAAUCACGUCUUUUGCCAUGAGCAUGCAGCCCUGUCCAGUAGGUACCUACAGCAUCCGGAGAGGGACUAGCAAAGGUUUAGACAUGGAACAUCUUGUGAAGUGCUAUUCGUGUCCCAAUGGUGGAAACUGCACUGCAGCUCUUGCGGCGAGACCAAAUUUCUGGGGUUAUCCUACUGGGGAUAGAGUACACUUCACACUUUGUCCCCAUGGUUACUGCUGUGCACCUCAUCAAAAAUGCCUUUAUCACAAUGCAAGCUAUUGGCGUUCUGGUUGCCAAGGCAAACGAACGGGGACUCUUUGUGGCAAGUGUAAAAAGAAUUUAACUGAAGCUUUGUUCAGCGCUAACUGUGUUCCAGUUGAGAAAUGCCAUCAUUGGUGGUAUUUGGUUGUUAUUUUCAGCUGCACAACAUUGUUUGGGUGGUACCUCAUCGAGAAACCUCCACUGUUUCAAAAAAUAGCGACACACCUGGUAUGGUUUUUUCCGAACCAAAGAAAAAAAGAUUUCCAUCACGUUGACAAACUGGAAAAUGACAGCAAAUCCGGUGGACGUUCAUCUUUCUCCUCGGAUGGCUUCUUAAAAAUCCUCUUUUAUUUUUAUCAGAUUGCUGGUCUUUUGACCACUUCAUCCCAGGGUGUGAGGGAAUUACUAAAAGAUACUGUUGUGUUGCCAAUAAUCAGCCUCUUUGACUUCAAAGUGUAUCCACAUAGCAAAUGGGAUAUCUGCCCUUUUCCUGGUCUUACUCCACUUUCCAAAACGCUGUUUCAAGUUGUCACUGUAGUGGCUGUCUACUUGUCAAUCCUGCUCAUCUACCUUGUACACAGCGGUCUUAACAAGCUGCGCAAGCGUUCUCCUGCCUUACCUUCGAGUGGCCCAUACCUAGGAGCGGUCUUGGAGACCGUAUUGUUAGGGUACUCCGCAGCGACAGGCACGGCCAUGCGACUUCUGGAUUGUGUCCAGAUACAACACGUGCCUCGGUGGUAUUACAACGCGGAGAUCACGUGUUUGCAGUGGUGGCAGAAGGCGUCUAUAGUAGCGAUCGUUCUCUACCUAUUUCCGUUUAUAUUCGCUUUGCUUCUUGGCUCCCUACGCCUACAUCGUCAGCAAAUGACAGGAAAGUUGUUUUUACUGGCCUGUGUGUUUCCUCUUCCGUUUCUGCUCUAUGCCUUUGUCGUUUUCAUAACGGCGACUGCAGCACGACCACCCACAUCUCAAGUGAUGACGUCAAUGUCGUCUUCCGCUGACGUCGAGGAGGACAGGAAACCAUCUCCGCGCGACAUAGAAGAGUCGGUUCUUGAAGUGUUAAGCGGGCCAUUUUGCAAUCAGAAUCAAACUGACCAAGCACCAUCUAAAGUCUACUGGGAAAGCAUCCUUAUUGGACGUCGAUUUAUCUUGAUUCUGAUCGCCUCGUUCGUGGCUCAUGCCUUCCUACGCUCCGUCUGUCUAGCAGUCUUAUGCCUCGCGUUUCUUUUACAUCACCUUUCCCAGAAUCCCUUCGUCAAGUUCCACGCCAACUUAGCUGAAACGGUUUCCUUGGCAACAUUGGUCGUCAUAGCAAUACUAAAUGUUGGGGUGGCAUCGUAUUACUCCGCGGGAAUCGAAGCCCAUGGCCUCGAACACAAAUAUGUCCACGGUUUUCUUCUGGCAGAAGCAGUGUUGCUGAGCUUUAUCCCAGUUCUAACUGUGAUCUUCCUCUUGCUGUCAUUGGCCUCACAGCUUGUUCGCCUGUUGAUGAUUCUAUAUCAAGUGAUUCGAGGCCUUGCGAAAAAGUCAAAAUCUUCUCAACAACAAGAACAGCGGGAACCAUUGAUUCCACCUGAGUGA